UCCUCCUCCCCAGGUCGAAUAAGAGUGCUGGGCUGAAGGAUGCUGGAGCAGAGUAGCGGCGCAUCAUCAGGACCACGAGUGGAAGGAUGGAGACGCGCUGUGAGAUGUAGACAAAUAACUUGUCGUGCCAUUAAGAGAAACUGGACAACCAUCUGUUCCUUCGCUGUGACAACUCUGAAACAGCAGCUACAUACCUUCUCUCUCCAGUGAUCUAUUGCUCAUAUUGAUGACAAACGCCACGUCGGCGCAGCUUAGCGCUGCCUUGGUGAGUGAAGCGUUUCUAAUGGAAACAAAACCAUAUGAGAUCCAGCUGGUCACAAUACUCCUCAAUGCAGCAUAAUGCCUUCAAAGGUGUCAUGUCUAUACCUGCUGACAGUGGUCUGCUGGGCGAGCGCUCUCUGGUACUUGAGUAUAUCUCGUCCAACGUCCACCGAGGUUGGCCAAAUAUCGCUGUCUACACGGAAGUCAGCAAAGGCUCACAAAAACAUCACCUUUACCAACAUCCGCACUCGCUCCCUCAACCCGCACACCUAUGAAUUUGUCAUAAACGAGUCCAAAAAGUGCGAGAGUAUCACGCCCUUCUUGGUUAUACUCAUCAGCAGCACCCACAAGGAGUUUGAUGCACGGCAAGCCAUCAGAGAAACCUGGGGGGACGAGAGCAGCUUCACUGAUAUCCGCAUCCUCACCAUCUUCCUGCUGGGAUGGAACACAGACUCGGUACUGAACCAGAUGGUGGAGCAAGAGAGUCAGAUAUUUCAUGACAUUGUGGUGGAGAACUUCAUUGAUUCCUACCACAACCUCACCCUCAAGACCAUGAUGGGCAUGCGCUGGGUGGCAACCUUCUGCCCUAAAGCGCAGUAUGUGAUGAAAACUGACAGUGACAUUUUUGUCAACAUGGACAACCUUAUCUAUAAGCUCCUGAAGCCCACCACCAAACCGAGGAGACGAUAUUUUACCGGCUACGUAAUAAACGGAAGUCCCAUCAGAGACAUGCGCAGCAAGUGGUACAUGUCCAGAGACUUGUACCCUGACAACAAGUAUCCGCCUUUCUGUUCGGGCACCGGAUACGUGUUCUCAGCAGAUGUGGCUGAACUUAUCUUCAAGACUUCGUUGCACACGAGACUGUUGCACCUGGAGGACGUCUAUGUGGGGCUGUGUUUGCGAAAGCUGGGUAUACACCCUUAUCAGAACAGUGGUUUUAAUCACUGGAAAAUGGCCUACAGCCUGUGCAGGUACAGACGUGUUAUCACCGUUCACCAGAUCUCGCCGGAGGAGAUGCACCGCAUUUGGAAUGACAUGUCCAGCAAGAAACAUCUGAGGUGUUAGUGGACAUCAGGGGGUUGGGGUGGGGGGACUUCAGCCUUUGUUUAUUUUUUAAUUUUCAAACUCAUAAGUGUUACAGACUGAUACAAGUCAACUCUCAAAGGCCGCUCCAUGUUUGUGUUUCAUGAAGAAUGUUCGCUUCUUACGCACAUCUCUCUCUCUCUUUCUCUCUCUCUCUCUCUCUCUGUCUCUCUGUCUGUCUGUCUGUCUCUCUCUGUCUCUCUCUGUCUCUCUCUGAUUCUGCUUAUUUGAAACACAAUCCUUAAUGAAUGCAUGGCUCUUGUACUGUAUAGUUCAUACUCUGACAUGAAGCUAAACUGUAGCGUUAAUACUCAGUGUUUUUGCCCAUAUUUGUAGACAAGCAACUCCAUUACAGAAUUACUUUGGCGCAUUAGGACUAACAGCAUCAUACGUUAAAGAGUACGGCCUGAUGGGUAGGAAACCGUCGACCGUAUGUAGGAAAUAAACUUAACCACCAGACUGUGGUUGCAAAGAGAAGCCACAAAAGCUGCUGCAGUGUAAACCGAAUGUAGCAAAAUGUGACAUGUCUGUAUGCAACAUGCUCUGAGUGCUGACAUUAUGAACCACGGACAGACAACCAAUUUCCUCCUCCUCCUCCACACUCUUUUAACAUGUUGUUGUUUGACAGCAAAAAACCCACGACAAAUCUAUGUGGCAGCUUCUGAUGAGCACACACUUCAGUAUCUACUGCAGAAUGUUUUUUAAAAAAAACAAACUUUCUUUUGUUG
Messenger RNA from Cynoglossus semilaevis (tongue sole), 2072 nucleotides. RefSeq names its product UDP-Gal:betaGlcNAc beta 1,3-galactosyltransferase, polypeptide 1b (gene b3galt1b). Gene Ontology annotation, cellular component: Golgi membrane. Bases 340 to 1326 code for a protein of 328 amino acids. The record is from RefSeq and is a predicted model, not a curated record. Gene Ontology annotation, molecular function: N-acetyl-beta-D-glucosaminide beta-(1,3)-galactosyltransferase activity. The transcript has 2 exons. Gene Ontology annotation, biological process: protein O-linked glycosylation. Lineage: Eukaryota; Metazoa; Chordata; Actinopteri; Pleuronectiformes; Cynoglossidae.